Cicer arietinum (chickpea) is the source of this 2164-nucleotide messenger RNA. Lineage: Eukaryota; Viridiplantae; Streptophyta; Magnoliopsida; Fabales; Fabaceae. The record is from RefSeq and is a predicted model, not a curated record.
GUGAGGCCUUACAUCAAAGAAUUGACCGCAAUGCAACCCCGUGCCGUGGAAGACAAAUAGUACAUGUUCAAGUUGAACUAGGUUUAGGAUUGGGAAUCCGAAACGGUGAUGUUGCAUAAGAAUCUUCAAUCCCAUUAAUUCCCAGGUACUAAACUAGUAUUUAAUAACUAGUUAUGAUAUUUUCCAUUUGGGGGAAGGAAAUGGUGACCACAUUCACCCAUCUAUUAUUCUAUACCCAUGGAAUUGGACGGUAUGUGGCUUCGUCAGAUCAACUCUAAAAGCACUUCUCUCAACCCUGUUUAAGGAGUCAAAGUUGUUUAUAGUUCGUUUUUCAACGCAGUUUUAAGGGGUAGAAUGGUAGAUAAGCCUAAACAAGAGCGCUGACAUGGAGGAUAAGAACAGUGGUGGUUCUUGUUCAAUUAGAAGACGUUCAUUGAGCUUAUCAAGUCAUAGAAGCCAUAACACAGAUAAUGAUAAUGAUAAUGAUUGUGAGAGUGUUUCUGAAGCUGGUGACAUUGGAGAUCGAGCUCUUCCAAGCAGAAGAUUCAGUGAAAGCAAUAGUUUCCGCUCAGAAAAUGGAUCAUUUAAUCAUCAUGUUGGAAAUUCCAUUUCACAGGAGCACAAAUUAUUGCAUCCAAACUCAUCUGUUUUACCUUUGCCACAAUCACUCUCAUCUUCCUCCCUACCUCUUUCUACAGAUGCAAUAGUGGGUUCUCAAGACUCAAAGUUUGUGAAAGAACCUCCUAAAGGUUUACCAGAGUUAUUGGAUUAUACUUCAUGUUUGGCUCACUUAGCUGUUUUUGGAAUUCUUGGGGUCCUCACAAGAUAUUUACUGCAAAAGUUAUUUGGCCCUGGGGUUGCUGGUGUAACAAACAACCAAACUAUUCUUUACCUUGAUCUUCCUUCUAAUAUGAUUGGUUCAUUUCUUAUGGGAUGGUUUGGUGUUGUAUUCAAAAAAGACAUAUCUCAAGUGUCAGAGCAUCUAGCCAUAGCAAUAACAACUGGUUACUUGGGGAGCCUUACAACCUUCAGUGGCUGGAAUCAAAAAAUGCUUGAACUCGCUGUUACUGGUCACUGGCUCUUCUCUGCACUUGGCUUUCUAAUAGGUUUAUUUCUUGUUGCAUUUUCCAUCAUAUUUGGGAUUGAAACUGCAAAGGGUUUUAGGUGGCUUCUCAACAGACUGAAUAUUACAAGUUCAGAAAAUGGUAUCUCUAAGAUCAAUUGCCAAGUCGACAGAUACCGGCGCCAAAUGACAGUUAUGGUGAUGUUCUUAGUGAUGUUGGGUGUAUUAUGGGGUGUGAGUGGUGCAUUAGUACAGGCUAAAUUCAAGAAUGGUGGCAGUGCUGCUCAGUUGUGGCUUGCUUGCAUGGUUGGACCUGUAGGUGUGUGGAUUAGAUGGUUCUUAGCGAGGCUUAAUGGACGUGGAUUAGGAAAGAAAGGUUUAUUUAAAUGGAUACCAUUUGGGACUCUAAUUGCCAAUGUAUCAGCUGCUUCUAUUAUGGCUGCACUUUCUACUAUAAAGAAUGCAGUGAACACAAGGGAUUGUGAUACUGUUGUAGCAGGAAUACAGUUUGGUUUGAUGGGGUGUCUGAGUACUGUCUCUACUUUUGCUGCUGAGUUUAAUGCAAUGAGAGAAAGCAGUGAUCCUUGGAGAGCAUAUGUCUAUGCUAUUACUACAAUAUGUGUCUCGUUCUCUUUAGGAAUCUUAAUAUAUUGCAUCCCUUAUUGGACAAAAGGAUUUGACACUGACAUGUAGCAGUUGGCAAUGCAACCUUGUUUUGGCACUCUUGAUGUGAUGUGGAACGAACCGUCAAAGUUUUGCUGCAAUCCUUCUCAAUUCCAAAGAUGACAAUCUUUUUACAUUGGGACUCAGCAAUUGGGAGAAACAGAGUAAUGUAUAAUGUAUUUACUUCUCUUAUAAGAAGGUGGUGGUUUUAGUUAUGUGUUGUGCCUUAUGAUUGCAUGGUUACGGUUUCCACAAACUCUCACCUAAACUAAGGCUUCAUAACAUCACAUAUAAAGUUAGAAACUUAUAUUGGAAAAAACCCCAAGUAACAUGUAGAAUAAGAUAAGGGCUAGCAUAAGUCUACAUAGAGACACUUUUCACCUUAAAAAUUGGUUUUGUAAGAAUGAACUGGACCAAAUAUAAAAACUAUUAACUUUA